AUGUCAGCCAGAUCUGGCAGUGCAAGACAGUAUGAAACUAGUGGCCAGCUGCCUGGUCAUUCAGGUUCUCCACCAAUUGCAGAUUCUAGUGAGACUGAGGCUGAAGGCUUGAUAUUUUAUCACAUGGAUCUUUAUGGAUCAAAGGAAAGGUUUGAUAUCUUUCCCGAGGAGCCAUCUGGUCAAGCAGACAGAUCUCGGGGGAAUAGCAGAAAGGAACCUGCAUUGAGCACUGAAAAAAUUCAGCACUCACAAGAAGCUGGAUAUGACUUGGAAAAGGAGGUUGCAGAGCUGGCCAAGAUGUACGGACUUGAUGAGGAUAAAGAAAAAGAGCUUGAGCUUCUUGGAGGACAUCUGGAGACGGUGGAGAGAAGAUGGCCACCGGCUCACACACAAAAAGCAGGAUCGCAAGGCUCUGUAUACAGUGCAUCAAAAAGCAGCUCUCCAGUAAAAGAUCAAAGUACAAAGCAACAGGGACUUCCUGGCGAGGCUUCUCAAGAUGAAGAUCAGAGCAAAGCCAUAGCAGAGGAUGACACCGAGAGCCACAUGUGGUCCAGAGAGGGGCUGAGCAGCGGUGGCAUGUCAGAUGAGCAGAGCAGCCAGGCUGUCAGUGAGGAGGAGGAAACAGCAGAUGUUUUUUGCUCUACCUGCAAGAUGCCAAUCCGAGCCUUUGACAAACUGUUUGGUGAGCACAGGGAUCAUGAGGUGGCUCAGCUCUCCAAUGCCGUGGAGAGUGAGAAGGAGGAGAUUCAUAAAAACAUGUGCAAAUUGGAAGAACAGAUUGCUCAGAUAGAAAACUUUGCCAGUCACUUGGAAGAAAUCUUCAUCACUGUAGAGGAGAAUUUUGGGAGGCAGGAGCAGAACUUCGAGGUGCAUUACAACGAUGCAGUGCAAGUGCUUGCUCAGAAGUACGAAGAACAGUUGGAAGCUCUGGGGGAAGAGAAGAGGCGGAAGCUGGAAGCAUUAUAUGGGCAGCUCGUCAGCUGUGGGGAACAUCUUGACACCUGUAAGGAGCUGACAGACACAACCCAGGAGCUUUACCUGGAAAAUGACAAAGCCAAGUUUAUGAAGGCAGCGGUAACCAUGGUUGACAGACUGGAAGAAUUCUUAAAGAAGGAAGUGGAUUUAGAGCUUUCAACACUGCCAGACUUUGAAGAACGCAUCAUAGAUUUCUCAGAAGUUGAACAACUAAUGAACUCUAUUAAUACUAUUCCAGCUCCUUGUGCCCCUGUGAUCAAUCCCCAGGCUCCCAACGCAGCGACUGGAACCUCACUGAGAGUUUGCUGGGGCCUCUUCUCAGAUGACACUGUUGAGUGCUACCAGCUGUGCUACAAACCAGUGAGCAAUGAGAGGCAUGGUGACGAGCAAGCAGAGCAUGUGCUAAAAGUCAAAGAAACUUACUGCACCAUUACUAAUCUGUUGCCAAAUAUACAAUACGAGUUUUGGGUCAGUGCUUUAAAUGCUUCUGGCAUCAGUCCACCAAGUGAAAGAGCUGUUUAUGUAACAGCUCCUUCACCACCUAUAAUUAAGAGUAAAAAGAUACGAAGCUGUGAAAAUGCAGCACUAGUGUGCUGGGAAUCUAGAGACAUUAACCCCGUUGAUUCCUACAUGGUCGAAUUGUCCAAGCUGACAGAUGAAGAAAAUGACGACACUGUUACUGAAUCUAUUGUUGGGAUUCCCAACUGUGAAGUCCUAAUUCACCUCCAGCCAAUACAAAGCUAUCGCAUCUGUGUUAGAGCCUUAAACCUGGGUGGUUCCAGUGAAAGAAGUGAGCCUGUCCUGAUACACACCACAGGCACCUACUUCUGUCUUAAUGAGGACACAGCCCAUCCUUUAUUGGCAAUCCUAGACGAUGGAUUUACAAUUGCCUGUGAUGAACUGGAAAACCCGGAGUGUGAUCUGCCCGUCUAUGAUAACAGCUUUACAAGGUGUAUUGGGAUCCUGGGCAGUCUGAUCCCAUUCCCAGGAAAGCAUUACUGGGAGGUGGAAGCUGAGGAAGAUACAGAGUACAGAAUUGGUGUGGCUUUUGAAAACACUCCAAGACAUGGUUAUCUGGGGGCAAACAACUCAUCCUGGUGCAUGAGGCACAUCAUCACACCAUCAAGGCACAAAUACGAAUUCCUGCACAGCGGGAUGACACCAGACAUCAGAAUUACCAUUCCCCCCACAAGGAUUGGCGUCCUGCUGGACUACGAGAACUACAGACUGUCGUUUUUCAAUGCUGAUAUUGCCCAGCACCUUUACACGUUCAAUUCACACUUCCAGCAUUACGUCCACCCCUGCUUUGCUUUGGAAACACCUGGUAUCCUACAGAUACGUACUGGCAUUGCAGCACCCCCAUGGACAGCCCUCCCAUAA
Messenger RNA from Cygnus atratus (black swan), 2355 nucleotides. RefSeq names its product fibronectin type III and SPRY domain containing 2 (gene FSD2). The transcript is spliced from 12 exons. The coding region runs from base 1 to 2355 and encodes 784 amino acids. Gene Ontology annotation, molecular function: protein binding. NCBI's taxonomy places the organism in Eukaryota, Metazoa, Chordata, Aves, Anseriformes, Anatidae. The record is from RefSeq and is a predicted model, not a curated record.